UAUAUAUAGGGUAUUUUAUAUGAUAUAUGGAUGUGAUGGGUGCAAAAAUCAGUCGACCGUCGGUUGGUCCGGUGGUGAGCACGAGGUACACGUCGUUAUCGGAGGAGACGGUGGUGGUGAGGCGGCGGCCGCAUGUUGUUAACGGCGGAGGCUUCGUCGUGACGGAUUGCAAGCAAGACGUCAUCUUUAGGGUUUAUGGUUGUGGAGUUCUUGGCGCCAAAGGCAAGCUCCUCUUGAAGAACGGCGACGGAGCUGACUUGCUUCUCAUCCACAAAAGGGGAGGAAUGUUGCAGGCAAUGAACAUGAUACACAAGAAAUGGGAAGGCUAUGAGUAUGACAAUGAAGGGUCACAGAGGCUGGUUUUCACACUCAAGGAUCCAAAAGAUUCAUGUCUGGUUAAGACCGGUUCAAUCAGAAUCUCGGUUUAUGGUAAACCGAAAACCGGUAUUUUCGAGAGCGGCUACGUCGAGAUCGAAGGCUCGUUUCCGGAUAGAGAUUGCAGAAUUGUUGAUUCGGAUGGAAGAACCCUAGCUCAGGUGGGAAUAAAGAAGGAAAUGGUGGGGAGCAAGAAGGAUCUUUACCAAGUCAUUGUCAAACCUAAGGUCGAUAAAGCUUUCAUCAUUGGACUCAUCUCCAUCCUCGACUACAUCCAUGGCGAAUCCACUAUAUGCUGACCAUGCACUAAUGAUUUCAUUUCAUAAAUGUUUUUAAUGUAAAUUAAGGAGUGAUCUACUUGACCAUAACACACUAAAUCUAGAGAGUAAAGAGUUGUACAGCCGAUCUCUAAUCGAUUUAUCCAGUGAAUAAAACUCGAAUUUUUC
Messenger RNA from Tarenaya hassleriana, 821 nucleotides. RefSeq names its product protein LURP-one-related 16. The record is from RefSeq and is a predicted model, not a curated record. The coding region runs from base 27 to 674 and encodes 215 amino acids. The transcript has 3 exons. NCBI's taxonomy places the organism in Eukaryota, Viridiplantae, Streptophyta, Magnoliopsida, Brassicales, Cleomaceae.